ACGUGGUACAUGGACAUCCAUGCAGGCAGAGUGCUCAUGUACAAAAACUUAAAACAUACGUUUUUAAAAGGAAACUUCUGGAGAACAUUUUCUGGAGUAUCCUUUUAUAUUAGAGAAGGUGUGUGUCCCUGAAUGCUUGCUGCGCAUACAUUGUUUUAUCAUAGAGACCCCAUGAAGACCUGUGUGCUUGCUAACUGUGCACGUGUUUUUAUUAUCGAGAGCUCAUUAAAGAUUUAGUGGGAGGUAAGUUUGCGAAAUAAAUACCACCUGGCACAGUGCAAAAAUUCCUGUCAGACCCGUCUCCUCCUCAGAGUUGGUUUGUAUCUGUGUGUGUGCGCACACGUCCUUUUAAUGUGCUCGUUUAAGAUUCUACUGUUCAGGGGAAUAAAUGAGACCAUGAAAACUCAUAAAAUUAAGGUUACUGGCAUAGAAAAUAUAGUUGAUAUUUAUAACAGAAAUUCAUUUUUUUUGUCCUGUUCUGGGAAUUGAAUUUAGGGCCUCACACAUACCAGGAAAACCCUUUACCACUGAGCUAUACAACCCCAGCCCCAAAUGCAAUAUUCCUAACCGUUCACUACCAAGGUAUGAAUUUCAUCUCCAGGAUGCCUUAGGAACUCCAGCAAGAGUGCUGUGUUGACAUAAACAACAAAGCAGGAGCUCAGUGAGAAGGCUCGAUGGCCUCCCUCCCUCACCUACACUGUGGGUAGGAACUUAAGACCUUUAAGUCCACGAGGGGAAGGAGAUUGCAUUUGUCAGACAAAGCUAGACAGGAGUCAACCUGGGAAAGACAGAUACUAACGCAUAGGGAUGCUGUGCUCUCGCAUGGGGAGCUGAGGCGCGCAAGGACGAUGUUGAGGUAUUUUAAAGGCGACUAGAAAGAAGGAAAAAAAAAAAAGGAGCGCGAGCUUGGAGUAACGGAAAUAGAAACGUCCAAGGGCCACAGGAGAGGCCUGAGUAGGUCUGAUCUUUCCUGGUCUUACCAGUUGGGACAGCAGUGAGUUAGGGAGACAGGGACUGGUCUUUAGAGGGGAGCAAAGUACCAUUUACUAGCUCACACCACCCUGACCUUGGAAAAUGCCGGAGACUGCUUCAAGACCCAUAACCUGUCGGUUCACGGAGAUGAGGAGUGUUCCUUUUGGCUUCCCUUGUAUGGCAACCUAUGCUGUCGGCUAGUGGCCCAGCCAGCCUGCAUGGCUGAAGACGCAUUUGCAGGAUUCCUUAAUGAGCAGCAAACAGGAAAAGGUUUGGUUGGCUGGAGAAGGUUGUACUGUGCUCUGAGAGGGGGUAAACUCCGCUGUUUUUAUGGUCCAGAAGAAAUUGAAGCCAAAGUGGAACCGACUCUGGUGAUUCCUGUUGACAAGGAAACCAGGAUCCAGGCCAUGGAAAAGGAUUCAAAGAAAAUGCACUGCUUCUCCGUCCUCACCACGGCUGCUGGGCGAGCAGUGAGUCACAUCUUUGCGGCUGACGGCCUAGGAGACUUUCAAGAAUGGAUGGACGCUUUCCGGCAGCACCGCUUUGAUCUCAGCCACUGGAAGCAUUGUUGUGAAGAACUUAUGAGAAUUGAGAUUAUGUCACCACGGAAACCACCUUUGUUCCUGGCAAAGGAGGCGACUUCAGUGUAUCACGAUAUGAGCAUUGAUUCACCUGUGAAACUCGAAAGCGUGACGGACAUAAUACAAAAAAAAAUCGGAGAGACCAAUGGACAGUUCCUCAUUGGUCGGGAGGAGGAAUCCACAACACCCCCGUGGGCCUCAGUGUUUGAUGGCAGCCAUGAGAUGGUCAUCCAGAAGAAAGUCUUGUCCCCAGCAGGCAAACCAGCACCGGAUGGGAAAAGGAAAAAGAGACGUGCUCCCCUCCCUCCUAUGGAUCAGCCUCCCUUCAGUGUAAAGACACAAGGUAGCAUGGGUCAGUCCAAGGACAGCGAAGCCCAGGUCGGUGUCUCUGGGGCCCCAUCUUCAGAUCGCAGACUGUCACCGCCUACGCAUCACCUCCAGAAACCGGUGGCUGCCCCUCGCAAACUUCUCCCCACCAGGAAAAGCAGUUCAGAGGACAGCGGGCCCACAGAUGCUAAAACCAGUUUGGACGGGAAGCCAGUGCCAGCUCCAAGGCAGAAAUCCAUCAGAGACAUUCUGGACCCUCGAUCGUGGCUCCAAGCACAAGUGUAGGAAGCCUGUACUGUGUAAAUCCAGCUGUAAGGCUCGGUCAGAGGCAUUGUGAGUGUAAUGUUAGAUAAUUGUAGAGGUAAAGACCAGAGCAGUUUCCGGAAGCCAUUAAUAAGUGGUUAGAUACAGAAAAGCACCUUUAAAUAGAGAAUUGGAUUUCCCCUUUACUUCUCCUUUCCAGAAUAUCAAUGGUUUCUCCCCACGGAACAAAAGAGGAAAUUUCUAGACAAUAUCUUACUCGUUGGAAGGGUUAAUUUAUUCCUAAUUUUGUAGCAGGCAGUGGACAGGCAGCAGGCAUUAAAAGCAUUGAUUUUUUUUUGGGGGGGGGGUAAAAUGUCUUCAAUACAAGCCACAUUCUCAUUGUGAGAACUUUAAUACUUAACGGAGUGCUUCAAAGGUUUUACUCAAACCACAAAUUACAGAAUCCACCCAAGGAAAUGUGUCCGGUCAGCUUUCUGGGAUUCUCAUCUAACAGUCCUCUGGAUCCCUCCCCUCUGUUGUUUAACUCAAUGAUCUAUAGGGUUGACCUUUUUAAAUUCCUGGGAUACAUUUUCGAAUAUUAAACCCUUUAUCUUUAAAGGGAAUUUGUAAUCUGCUAUUCAAAGUCAUUUCUUUGAUGAGCCCUGAAAUCCUGUUGACUUCACCGCUUGCAGUGAGGCCCACCCUUCUUAGGGAGUGAAGUGGAUGUGAAAUGUCCCCCUUCGUCCUGCUUGCCAUAGGAUGCUAAUCUCCGUUUGUGGCCUCUGGAAUUCAGGGAGACAAGUCGCUGACUAAUGCCUUAAAUUUUUACUUAAUACUUUAAAAGCAGAUGGCAGAUUCAAAAAAUUAUCAGGAAGGUUGACCGCAGUAAUCUUCAGAAUUAAUCCUUUUUCAAUUUUUUAAUUAGAUUUUCCUUUUUUUUUUUUUUUUUGAGUAAGGACUGAUGUCUGUUAUUGAUAUUGUCUGAUAUUGUGUUACUGAUAUUCAUUCAGUAAUCACAUUGGCGUCAUUUCCAUAGGAGGUAAUUUCCAUAGCAACUAAUCACAGUGACCCAAACAGGAUUAUAAAUUGAAUGGGGGGAUAAAUAGCAAGAGGAUGAAUAUCUUAAACGGACAAAAAGAAAAAUCCACUUUUUAUAAUAACCCCUUUUGUAAACAAGAGUAGCGGAACAGUUUUAAAAUGUCAUCAGAAUUUCCAAGCAAACUUCCCAGAGGGUAUUUGCACCAGUUCUGAAAAGUCCAGGACCUCCCACGCCCUAACGGGUACCAUAAUCCAUCACGCUGAAGGAAUGAGUUCUGUCAAUCUGGAUGGGAACUACGCCCACGUAAAAUGGCCAACCGAGGUAUUGAUGGGACCAACCAUUCACCGUUUUUAGAUAGCAGAGGGGAAUAGUUCGUCUGUCUGUUGCUUGCCCAGGAACCCCCAGUAAAAAGGGGAACCCGGGUCCAGUGACACACAGCCCUUGUGAAGGUCGAGACUCCUACGCCCAUGGAAACCCGAAGAAUAGAUGGGUGUGGUUUUGUUUUUGUUUUAAUCUAACUGAAAGGGUCUGGGAAGUUUUGGUGGUAAUUACCAUUUCUUUGCUUUCUUUUUAUACUUAUUUUAUGUAUAUGAGUACACUGUGGCUGUCUUCAGACACACCAGAAGAGGGCAUCAGAUCCUACCAUGUGGGUACUGGGACUUGAACUCAGCACCUCUGGAAGAGCAGUCUCUUAGCCGCUCAGCCAGCUCUCCAGCCCCAGUAAUUGCCCUUUCAAUACAUCAAAGUACGUUGUUUUAUUGCUUAAAAAAUGCCUCUGUUAGCCCUUGGCGACAUCUUCAACAAUUCUUAUGAACUGUUGAUGGAACCUCUUUUUUGUUUGUUUGUCUAAGUUAGAAAGUGCUGCUGGCAAAAUUGUUUCUGAUCCCUGGCACCCAAGUGCCCCUACCUCGAGCCCCUGUGCCCCUCACUUGCUGCGUUCCUCUAUUCAAGCCUUCCGAUUUCUUGUACAAAUUACAGCUGGAAGAAUUUAAGGUGUGUGCGUGCGUGCAUGCAUGCGUGUGUGCCUGUGCCUGUGCCUGUGCCUGUGCCUGUGCCUGUGCCUGUGCCUGUGCCUGUGUCUCUUCCUGGAAACAUUCUGAAGGAGUUGUGUUCUUAGCAGGCAGCUUUGAACCAUGUCUGAAAUCAGCCUCCUUCCUUCUUGGUGGGUGAAAUUCUGCCCAAUCCCCACCAGUUAAAGGAGGUCCCCCUCUGUACCACUCUGCUCAUCAAAUACUAGGCCACACUCGCCCUACACAACAAAAGAGAAGCUGUCCUCUCUUUUACUCCUCCCUCCUAACUCUUCCCACCUUCCUUCCUCCUCUUCUCUCAUUCCGUCACAACUUAAAAGUGCUGAGAUACUGACUGGUGGAGGGAUGCAUCACGUGAUAGAAGAGGUGCGGCAGCUUCGUGUGUGUCCUUCCGAUUCGUUUCUUUGCUAUCAGAUCUUGAUAACAUUAUAAUUGGAGGAACUUAAUUAUGGUGCUUUCGAGGAUGCAAAGAUAACGUCUUGGGCAGUUGCAUCUACAUCUCAAGGUCUGUGCUAUAAAUUACACAAAUUAUAAAAUAAGUUUCCUUAUUUUGACAUCUUUCGAAGAGGAAGAACACCCUUUUAAACAUAAAUACGCACAUCUCAAGGUAAAAUCCACCAAAACACCAAACAUGGAUCUCACCACUCCAUAAACAACUUUUAAACAGAUAUGGCUACGUGUGUGGAAAACUAUACAUUCCUUACCAAUAUUUGUCCCUGCCUUUUAGGAGAAAAUGUCCCUCACCUAGCACUGUUCAUUAAAAAUCAGUAGGAGCUUAGAGACCACCAGUGCAAGGUAGGCAGGCCAUGCUGGCCAGUCUUCCUUUCAGGUACCUCAGACCUACUGUGAAGUUAAUUAAUUCAGUUCAAAAUGAAAUUAUAGGGGCAUUUGGUGGAGUUUGUAUUCAGUGGCCAUUUAAAUGCAAUCGCCUGUACAACUCAGCAGGGGCAGCCAUGUUAGAGAUGCAGCAGAUGCGGGGGCGGGGGGGUAGGUACAGGUGUGCUUCUUGUGGUGAAUUGUAUCUCCUGACCAGAACUUUCCAGAACUCACGGAUACACUCAAGAGGGAGUUGGUGGGUAGCAGUUAAGGUGCAAUUAAUGACCAUUUGCAUUCUGGCAGUUGUCUUCUCCGCCCUGUUAUGUUUCAAUAGCAUUUCUAGACAGGCGGGGGGGGGGGGUGCUUCCCUUUAGUCUCAGUGGCAGGGAGGCAGAGGCAGGCAGAUCUCUGAGUUCGAGGCCAGCCUGCUCUAUGGACUGAGUUCCAGGAUAGCUACACUAAGAAACCCUGUCUUGAAAAACCAAAAGGAAAAAGCAUUUCUAUUUUAAAUUUUUUAUCGAGAUAUUUCUCUCUCUCUUUCUCUCUCUCUCUCUCUCUCUCUCUCUCUCUCUCUCUCUCUCUCUGUGUGUGUAUGUGUAUGUGCGUGCAUGUACAUGCAUGCAAACAUGUGCGCCCAUGGAGGCCAGAAGAGGUCCUUGGACCUCGUGGAACCGAAUCACAGGUGAGCCUCUCUCAGUAUGGCUGCGAAAGAACUCCUGCGGGAAGAGCAAGUUCUCGUAACGUCUGUACCAUCAUCUAUCCAGCCCAAAACGUGUGUUAACUACUUUGUUAUUGUUAAUAACAGUUCCACGAACACUGUUGUUAUACAUUGUGUAUCUCAUCAACCCUGGGUGAAAAUAGCACUUUUGAGUUUUUUUUAAAUGGACUUUUUUUUUCUUUUUAAAACGUUAUUUAUUUGUUUACGUAUUAGCUGUAUGUGUCUCCGACCACAAAGGAAGCCAGGUGACAACCUGCGGGAGUCAGUUCUCUCAGUUCUCUCCUUCUAUCAAGUGGGUCCUUCCAAUGGAACCCAAUUCCUGUGUUUAGUGGCAAGCGUCUUUAUCCACUGAGCCAUCGGCCAGCCCCCAUCUUUGACUUUUUAAAUGGCAGAAUUUCAUUUGAAAGUAGAUUGUAUUCUUUUUCUAACUUGUUGAACUGUGUUCCUUUAACCAUAUGUGGAUCAAAUGUUUGGAUUAAAAAAUAGUACUUCUAUCAGACUUUUUGUUAAUGAUCAAAGGUACUUGAGUGUAAUCUAAGUCACAUAAUUAAAACCUGUGUAGUAAUUAAAGGACUUGAUUCGUGAAGACA
Rattus norvegicus (Norway rat) is the source of this 6314-nucleotide messenger RNA. NCBI's taxonomy places the organism in Eukaryota, Metazoa, Chordata, Mammalia, Rodentia, Muridae. The record is from RefSeq and is a predicted model, not a curated record.